This is a messenger RNA of Entamoeba nuttalli P19, 2121 nucleotides long. RefSeq lists its product as hypothetical. The record is from RefSeq and is a predicted model, not a curated record. Lineage: Eukaryota; Evosea; Mastigamoebida; Endamoebidae. Bases 1 to 2121 code for a protein of 706 amino acids. The transcript is spliced from 2 exons.
AUGGAACUAAAUUCAUUACGAACUGAUCAAAAAAUUAAAAAGGAAGAAUUUGAAAAAACAAAUAAACAGUUACAGCAACUGGUAUCAGACAAUUAUAGUACUUUAUUAGGAACUUCAGAAAGUGUUAUUCAAUUAUCAAAAAUUUCACAUUUUCUUUCUGACCAAUUGAAUAUUGUAAGUAUAGCAAUGGGUAAAUUAAAACCUAUUGAAGAACAAAAGAAAGUUGAAGUUCCUAAAACAUUGAAAGAACAGUUUUUAGAAUUUUUAAUGGUACAUGAAACAGUUUCAGACUAUUUACAAAAUGAAGAAUAUUUAAGAGCCUCAAUAACUUUUAAUGAGAUUAUGAAAACAAAAGAUAUAUUAAUGACAAAUAAAAGAUAUAAUUCAUAUCUCAGUAAAAGAAUGAGAGUUAUAUUAUCAACAGAAAAAGAUAUUAUUGAAACAAUUAAAACAUUAUUUGGAAGUUCAUUAAUUGAAAAAGAAGAAGAUAAAGUGAUUGAAGCUUUUGUUGUUUAUGUCAAACAUACUAACCAACGAUUAAGUGAUGUACUUCAAGAUUUAUUAUUACAAAGAAGAGUUUCUAUCAUAUCAAUGUUACAAGAUAAAACAAGGAAUUGUUUACCAGAUAUUUAUAAUUAUAUUUUAGAUACAUACCUAUUUGUAAGGAAAUAUUUUACUUUAGACAAUGAAGGAAAAAUGCAAUUGUUAUAUAACAGUACUUAUAAAGAAACAAAUGAUUAUUUCCUUAAUUUUAAAGAUAAUAUAGAAGAUAGUUUAUUACAAUGGAAAAGAUUAGUUCAACAGGAAAUCGGUGAUGGAAUUAUUUCUCAAUUUAAUUCAUUAGAAAAUAUUGAGUCAGUAAAAAAAAUUGCAAUUCAAUUAGUUAAUUUAAAAAAAGAACGAAAAGAAGAAGACUUAAUUUAUGAUUCAAUUUUCUUUAUUCCAUUAAAUAGAAGAAUUAAUGUUGUUGUAAAAGAAUUAUGGAAAAGAGAAUUUGGAGUGUUUCAAAGUAGACAUACAUUACCACCAAAUGCAUUAAAAACUAAAGUCAAUUUAAAUACAUUAUUUUUUGAACCAGGAAUUAUUAAAACUCAAAAAGAAUUGUCUAACGCAUUUGUUGAUUGUAAAGCAGUAGAAAUAUUUGUCCAAUCAUUUGAAUGUUGCUUUGAACAAAUUCAAAAGGAAUUGGAUGAAAUAUAUAAUGAAGAUGGUACUAAUAAAAAUCCAGAAAUCUUUAUACUAGAAAAAAAAAGAGAAGAAGUGUUUGGUGAAGGAUUUAUAUCAUGGAGUGAAAAUUUAAAUGAAGAAUUAUAUCAAAUGAAUAAUGAAAUGGAAAAAAAUAAAACGAACCCUUCAAUAUUUAAAGAACUUUUACUUGAAUUUCUUAGCUAUUGUUGUUUUAUUCACCAAUGUUGUUCAAAAGUUUUGAGAGAAUCAAAACCAUUACAAGGAAACACUUAUCAUUCAUUAAUCAUUAUUAAAGAAACAUUAACAGGAUUAUCUUAUAAAUCAGGACAAUAUUUCUUUGAUACUAUUUUAAUGAAUUUAAGAGUUCCUUUCCUUAAAGAUGCAUCAAUGGAGUCAUUUGGUUUUGGUAUUGUUAAAAAUAUAGUCUGGAAAAAAGUUGAUUAUAAUCAAGGAUACUACUUAACAGUUAGUAAUCCAUCAUAUAUUACUGAAAGGUUCUAUUCAAGAAUGCAUUUAGUUUUGUCAUGUUUAGGAACUGUUUCUUCUCCAUUAAUUCUAUAUGUUCAUUCUCAUAUUACUGUUGUUUUAUUAAAGAGAUUUGAAGAUUAUUUAAGGUCAUAUGGAAAUGAUUUUGCACCUCAAUUUGUUUGUGAUUUAAUGAUAAUGAGAUAUUCAUUAUUAAAAACAAAUGAAAUACUUUGUAAAGAAUUGAAUGAUACCUGUCUUUCAUUAUCAUUAAUAGAAAAAUCAACGACAUACUUAAAUAAUACUCUUAAUAAGAUUAAUGAAGAAAUAGAAUAUUUAAAGAAAUAUUUUGAUGACAUUGAUUUCUGUUUGUAUUUCAAUGACUCAAAAGAAAUUGCUACCGAAUAUUAUACAACAAAAAGCUCAUUAUUUCCUACUCUCUUUCCAAGUCAACUUAAAGAACAUUAA